Molecule: messenger RNA, 3152 nt
Organism: Sitophilus oryzae (rice weevil)
Lineage: Eukaryota; Metazoa; Arthropoda; Insecta; Coleoptera; Curculionidae
Product: probable G-protein coupled receptor CG31760
Exons: 11
Coding region: 163-3084 (973 amino acids)
Biological process (GO): G protein-coupled receptor signaling pathway
Cellular component (GO): membrane
Molecular function (GO): G protein-coupled receptor activity
Source: RefSeq, a predicted model, not a curated record
UCCGGUCGCUCAGAGCUUCACUCCCUCUCCAACCGAUUACGCGUCGAGAUCUCUCCAGUUCUCCAACUAUGAAACUUUUAACUCGCACCCCGGCAGCUUACGUAGAAUCCACUUGAAAUUAAAAUUCGAUUAACAUGACAUCUUCCUCUCCGUAACUCGACGAUGGAACUCAAAUUCGCUACUAUUUUCUUACUAAUAAAUUUACUCGCCGCAGAUCUAAUUGACGAAGAGAUCGAAAUUAGACACCAAAGAUCGCGCCUAAUUCGACUCAGAAGAACGGGUAAUCGUAACCACAAGAAUGCUGAAAAGAGAAUCAAACAAUUUAUUAAUGAGAAGUCAGUAUUUUUAGAAGACAACGUUACGGUAUCUGCGCUGGGCAAAGAGAUGGUUGGUAAAGUAUCAACGACAGACAACGAAAUCGUAAGGUCUGAUCUUGACACAGAUGAACCUGUUAAUAACAACUUCUAUGAUAACUCGUUGUUAUAUUUAAGCGAUUUCUCGGGGGAGACGAUCAUGGGGUAUGAUUUUAAUCAGACUGAUCAGGAUGGCAACGGAACUUUUGAUGCUGCUGGCGAGGACGUAGACAUUGUAACGCAUUUUUUAAGAAUAGUAGAGACGCAACACUUGCUGGGGGAUAACUGCACUGCCGGAACUAAUUUAACCCUGCAAGAAGGGGUGGUAGAUGGAUACGCCCAAGAAAGGUUUCGCGUGGAGGCAGACGUCGCUGUAAAUAAAGCUAACAUGUUAACCCGACUAUGGAAAUAUGCCGAGCCUGAAGUGAUGGACUCGGAAUAUUUAUUGUACGCCUCUGUGUUCUCUAUGGUUGAAUUCGACGAUGUUAUCUUUGCUGCCGGCAACUGCUACGACCAGUACCAGUACAAAGAUUACUUGCUCUUUUGUCCUUACGCUUAUCGUCUGCCCGAAGGGGGGAUUCUGGUAAAAGACCUUGCAGUCGAAUACAAUUAUCUCAGCAAUUCAUCGGAAUGGUUCUAUAAGGCGAGGAAAAAUGCCGAAAAUGUCAUUAAGAACUUCGAUCAAUUUAGCGAAGGUUACAUGUCAUUCAGAUUUAACGGGUCUUCGCAUGAUGACCGAAUACCAGAUGAAAUAUUAACUGUCACAUAUGAAGAUGGUAAAUGGUCAAAACCCUACUACGACUGCGGAGGGGGAAAUAUUUGGAUGCUCACCUACACAGUUCCUUUUUUUGGAUUCACAAAUAAUACGUACUUUUUUAAGGGAACCAGCGGCAUCGACAUUGAUCUACGUCAUGUGGAUAUUGACCAGUGUCCAACUCCAGCGGGCGAAAAGAAAUUAAACAUAUUCGCAGGCUCGGCAAAAUGUAAACCAACAACCAAGUGCAUACCUAUUGCCGGUUUAGGAUUUCGCCGUGGAAGUUAUACAUGCAACUGUGAAACAGGGUUUUACUUCCCCAACACUACCAACACUGAACAACUCUUCUACAAUGGCACGGAAAUUGAGGAAGAGUACGAGAAAAAAAUAUUGGGACAGGAAAAUCUUUAUGCGGAUAACAACACGUUCAAGUGUCUGCCAUGUUCGGAAGGGUGCGAGUCAUGUACAGAUGGUCGUCCUUGUGUUGUAACCUUAAACUGGAUGAUGAGAACUUCAAUUCUGGCAUUGUCCUGCGUAAUUGCUUGCUGUUUACCCGUAAUACUCUUUUUUACGUGGAAAUGGCAACAUAUGAAGGUUGUGAAAGCUGCUAGUCCACUGCUGCUGGGUGUCAUAGCUUUGGGGGCAUUUUUUAUGUACGGCACCAUGAUCGUUACUUAUUUCAAUCCAACCAUAUAUUUUUGUACCGCACGUAUUUGGCUUCGAGAGAUUGGCUUUGCUCUCACGUACGGUGCUCUGAUGCUGAAAACAUGGCGAAUAUCCCUCAUUUUCCGAGUCCGAUCAGCCAAAAAAGUAAAAAUCAGCGAUAUGGGCCUACUCAGAAGAUUGGGUGUAAUAGUGUUCAUUUUUGCAUCAAUGCUGGUCGUACGUACAAUUGUGGCACCACCUAUAGUGACAGUUGGCAAAACUGAAGACGAUUUGAAGGCCUACUUGUGCCGCACCGAUCUUUGGGACAAUUUUUUCAGUGUUGCGGAAAUUACCUUUUUGUCAUGGGGCGUUAGACUCUGCGUGGUGGUAAGAAAGGCACCUUCCGAAUUCAACGAGAGCAGAUUCAUUUCCAUGGCAGUUUACAAUGAAUUCAUUCUCGGGCUCUUCUUAAAUGUUACUACAUUUUUCCUAAGGAAACCAGCCAAUCCGGAUUUGAUGUACAUCAUCUAUUUCGUUCAUACUCAAUUAAGUGUUACUUUAUUGCUGGUACUAAUAUUUGGAAGCAAGCUAAUAAUGGUUAUCAAAAACAAAGGAAAACAACAGGAAGAUAGUUCGAGCAUGGUAUAUAAGACGCCAUCGAAGUUCCUGCUGGGAAGACGUAAAGAGCCAUGCCUAUACUCGAGCGGAAACUCGUCUGUGGCGGGACAGGAAAUAAUUUACUCAAAAUACUCCGAACAAGAUAUUCAAGAAGAGUUCCUAAGACUUUACACCCAACUCGAACUAUUAAAAGAAAGGAAUAUGCGCGUUGGGAACAGGCAUUUAGCUUCGAAAAUCAACGCAAUGCAGGACGCAGCUCGGAUGUGUGACACCGACAACGAAAUCGACAUCGAAAAUGAAAACGAAAACGAAAAAUCGUCUUUCAUCAUAAGAAGCAACAGCAGUGUGUCUCUAUCUGGCGACAAAUCAGUCAUAGAACUUCAGGACGAGUCCUUUAUUGAAAUCCAACGCGAAAGCAUCUCAUUUAGCAAAGAGAAAAAGGCUAGCAGCGAAGCCAACAUCGAGAAGAACUCCAACGGCACACCUCUCAACGGCGUCGAUAAGAAAAGCGAUAACGACAAAUCCGAAACGUCUAAAAAAAUGAGUGAGACGGAUAUUGAUCAAACUAGCUCAACGACAUAUCCAAAAAGUGAUAAAAAGAAAACUAGUACUGACAGUAACGGCAGGCAUUUAAUGUCGGGUCACGCAAGAACGCAUUCUAUUGUUAUUAAUUUAGAUGAUAAAAGUCGUUUUACUGACGAAAUUACUGUUUAAAACUGUUUUUUUUUACGUUCAUGUACCUGAUGAAAGGUUGUAAUAUAAAUGUAACUCAUUCUUUUUCA